AUGUCCGCCCCCGCACACAUCACACUCAAGAACCUCGAUGGCCAGUGGGUCAUGAACCGGACCCGCUCCUCCGAAUACGAUCCCCUCCUCAAGCUCCAAGGCAUUAACUGGCUGAUGCGCAAAGUGCUGAAUAUGACCAAUGUUGUCCUGGAGGUCAAGGAGUGGGAAGACCCAUCCGACGGCUUCACCCACAUGGACAUUGAUCUUAAGCCUACUUCGGGUCUACCAGCCAGUCAGGAGAAGAAAGUGUUCGACUUCAAGGGCACCGACUCCACCCAUGCGCUUUUCGGAAAGAUUCGCGUAAGCCAGGGCUGGGCAAAUGCCAAAGAGUUGAACCAGGAGGAUCACUUCUUGGUCGAGGGAAUGGAGGAAAACAUGGAUAGCUUUAUUCACUUGAAGACUGAGCACUUGGACCACAAUGCUGUGACGCACCAGGCUUGGGGAUUUGAGGAGAUCGAGGGCACAAGAUACCACAGCAGACAUAUUGUUGGAAAGAAGGGAGACGAGGUUGUUCGGGUCAAGCUAAUCUAUGACUACCUCGGACCUCGUGCUGACAUGAACUGA
Penicillium pulvis is the source of this 564-nucleotide messenger RNA. RefSeq lists its product as uncharacterized. The record is from RefSeq and is a predicted model, not a curated record. Bases 1 to 564 code for a protein of 187 amino acids. NCBI's taxonomy places the organism in Eukaryota, Fungi, Ascomycota, Eurotiomycetes, Eurotiales, Aspergillaceae. The transcript is spliced from 2 exons.